AUGUAUAAAAAUCUAGCUACUGUGUUUGGCAUACCAGCUCAAUUCCAGCACUUUUGGGUUUUUGCACGGCAGAAAAACCUGACCUUUCAUCCAUCUCGGCCAUUGACAUGCAUCGAGGAAUCAGGAUAUAUUGGACAGUUGAUAGCGAGAAUCAGUGGAGAAUUUAAAUUUGAAUACGAAGCCGAAAUUAUCACUGUUUCUGGAAGUGGAACGUGGGCUGAGCUUUGUCGAGUAUCUUGUGGAAGUAAAACUUCAAAUCUUUCACUUCACCAAGAAAAUUUUUGGUUGCUACAUGUUGGUCUUUAUAGAAAAUCCACAAGAGUGGUUUAA
Vicia faba (fava bean) is the source of this 330-nucleotide messenger RNA. The record is from the annotation of a GenBank genome assembly. Lineage: Eukaryota; Viridiplantae; Streptophyta; Magnoliopsida; Fabales; Fabaceae.